Molecule: messenger RNA, 1558 nt
Organism: Styela clava
Lineage: Eukaryota; Metazoa; Chordata; Ascidiacea; Stolidobranchia; Styelidae
Product: electron transfer flavoprotein beta subunit lysine methyltransferase homolog
Biological process (GO): peptidyl-lysine trimethylation
Cellular component (GO): mitochondrial matrix
Molecular function (GO): protein-lysine N-methyltransferase activity
Source: RefSeq, a predicted model, not a curated record
UCUGCCGCUGCCUUACAGGCUUCGGAUUGUGCCUUGACGUCUUAGUAAGUUGGUAUAUUGUUCGUCAACAGGAGUCAGAUUCAGAUAAUAAUUCGCCUCAAAUAUACGGUCAGGAGUAGGUUUGUCUGAACGCGCAGCUUCACCCAUUCCAUUUUUUUAUCUGUACUGUCAUGUUGAAUUUAGGUACGGUACGACUUGACCCACUGAAUAUAUGAUAUCGAGUAUUCGUUGCGUUCAGCGUACAUUUGUCAGAUUAGCCGUGCGCAACGUACGAAGUUCAAGUGAGACAUCAGACAUCAUCCGGAAAAUAACAAAGCCAUCGGCUACACCUUUGCUUCCCGAAAUUCAGUUACAUUUAAUUACCACGGAAUGUGAUCUUUGGACUUCUUCUCCUGAACAUUGUCCCGUGCCUGACCCUUAUUGGGCAUUUUUAUGGCCUGGAGGACAAGCUUUGUCGAGAUUCUUAUUGGAUAAUCCAAGUAUCACUAAGGAAAAGAAUAUUUUGGAUAUAGGAAGUGGAUGCGGUGCGUCUGUGAUAUCGGCGUUAAAAUGUGGAGCCAAUCAUGUGGUAGCGAAUGAUAUUGAUCCGAUCGCUUUAACCUCUGUUAAACUGAAUAUGGAACUGAAUUUUUCAGAAGAUGCCCUUGUGCAACUUCUUGCGAAACUGGUAUAUUAUGGAAACGAUAUAUUAUUGGAUCACGAAAACUGUUAUGAUAAACAAAGUAUCCAUAAUUUUCGUAUUUUGUGCAAUUCCAUGUCUAUAAACUCCUAUAAUUUUGUAUUUGAUGUAAUAUUAAUUGGAGAUUUGUUUUAUGAAGAAUCAAUUGUAACCAGAUUGUUUAAUUUAUUAGGAGCUAUUAACAAACUCCAUCCUGAAACUAAAAUUCUAAUUGGUGAUCCGGGCCGUCCGUUUUUACUGGAACAUUCUAUGUUGAAAUAUUUGGACGCAGUUUGUGAAUACAAAUUACCUGAUAGCUGUAUUGAGGAGAAUUAUGGAUUCUCUACAGCUUGUGUUUACGAAUUUUGUAAGUAGACUAAUGAACACAAUAAAUCUAAUCCACUGUUUUCGAAUAUUUUGAAAAAGCGAGUUUUUAAUCAAGAUGACCGUAUGACUAAUUGACUACGAGGAAAUUUCUGGCGUAUAUGUAUUUUAGUUUAAUUAUUCGCCGAUGUUACUGCUAUUCUUUAAAUAAAUUAUACACAGGAAGCCAAUAGAAUAUUUUCAUGAAUACAUUUUCUUACUCGUUGGUUAAAAAUUUUAAUUACACAAUAUGCCGAAUUUUUCUGAAGUAUUACUCGUAUUUAGUAGAAUGUUGGCUUUGUCAUAUUGCAGCAGUCAAAAAGUAUUUUGCGAGCCUACACUACAAAUUACAAAAUAAGCAAUAAGAAAUAUUUUUUCACAUAACAAUAGGUGCCUCGAUUAUACAAUUUGAGAUUCUUUGUCUUUCAAUAAUCGGGUGUUUAAAAAUUCUGUCAUUCAGUGUAUGUUCAUGAUAAUUGUAGAUUAUAAGCAACUUAGUGCUUAUGGUGAGGCUCUACAAGAAACCUAUAACGUGUU